Molecule: messenger RNA, 1043 nt
Organism: Haemorhous mexicanus (house finch)
Lineage: Eukaryota; Metazoa; Chordata; Aves; Passeriformes; Fringillidae
Gene: COMMD4
Product: COMM domain containing 4
Exons: 8
Coding region: 289-888 (199 amino acids)
Source: RefSeq, a predicted model, not a curated record
CGCGGGCGCGCUGUGAGGCCGCGGCCCGUGGCAGCGCGAGGUGGCCGGUCGGGAGGAGCCCGCGCUGCCGGACAGGCCAGGGUCCCCCGGGUGCCGCUCCGGGACCCCCAUCCCCUCCUCCGGCCUCUCUCCUGCCCGGGUCCCGGCUAAAAGGCCCCGCCGACCCCUUACCGGAGUGCCGCCCCUGGGCAGGGGGCGGGGAGGGGCUUAGCGGGCGCUGGCCCGGGAGUGGUUCCGGGUCGCAAAGGCGGAAUCUGCCGUAGGAGCGGACCGGGUAGCGGCGGCGACAUGCGGUUCCGCUUCUGCGGGGACCUGGACUGCCCCGACUGGGUGCUGGCCGAGAUCAGCACUCUGGCCAAAAUAUCCUCGGUGAAGCUGAAGCUGAUCUGCGCCCAGGUGCUGCGGGACCUGCUGGGGGAGGCCAUCGAGUAUGACAAGAUCCUGAAGCUGACCUCAGAUGCAAAGUUAGAGUCAGGGGAUGUGAAGGCGACCAUUGCUGUCCUCGGCUUCAUCCUCUCCAGUGCAGCCAAGCACAAUGUAGACAGUGAGUCUCUGUCAAGCGAGCUGCAGCAGCUGGGACUGCCCAAAGAGCAUGCCAGCGGGUUGUGCCGUUCCUACGAGGAGAAGCAGAGCCCCCUCCAGGACAGGCUGAGGGCCUGCAGCCUGCGAUUGAGCCAGCUGGGCUCGGUGCGCUGGCGGGUGGAUUACACCCUCAGCUCCAGCGAGCUGCAGGAGGUCAAUGAGCCCGUGGUGCACCUCACCUUCAACGUGUGCGACAGAGAGUGUGAGAAGAUGACGCCUGUCCCUGUGACGCUCUCGGCCAACAAGUUCUGGGUGCUGCUGGCAGAGCUGAAGCAAGCCCAGGCCCUGAUGAACACCCUUCUCUGAGGAGCCAGGAAAGGAGCCCGGCCACGGUGGGAGGCUGCGACACUGAGCUGGGGGUCCAGAUUGGUGCUCCUGGCUGGGGCAGAGAACGUUUCCCUUCCCUCCGAGUUCUUGGGGUCCUCGGGGCAGCUCUAAUAAAGUCUCGGUGACAAAGCUGA